AUGAACCAAUCUGAAAGAGAUCUAAUAGUUAAAACGGUUGGAGGACCUACAAUUGAUAUGAGGCAAAAGGAAAUUUCUUCUACGAAAAAUGAUGCGCAAAAAGUGUCUACUUUGGGUGGGUUUUUGGCUGGAGGAGUUGCUGCAUGUAUGGCAGUCACGUUUACAAAUCCCAUUGAGUUGAUCAAGACAAGAAUGCAGCUACAAGGUGAAUUGGUCAAAAAGUCCAACGAUGCAGUAGUGUUGUAUAAGAAUCCGUUACAAGCUUUUGCGGUGAUCUAUAGAAAUGAAGGUUUGAGAGGAUUGCAACAAGGGUUGGCAUGUGGUUAUUAUUACCAGUUGGCAUUAAAUGGAUGUAGAAUUGGGUUUUACGAGCCAAGUAGAUUCUAUUUGAGUAAAGCUUUUGCUCCUUCGCAUAUUAUGCCAGAUGGUCAAGUCAAGCAAAGCUUGUUCAUAAAUGUUCUCGCUGGUUUUGUGAGUGGUGCCUCUGGUGCCGUUUUGGCUUCCCCAAUGUUUUUGAUAAAAACGAGAAUGCAAUCUUUCAGCAAUUCCAAUACCGGUGGGGCAGCUGUGGGUCAGCAGACUUUUUAUAAGAAUACCUGGGAUGGGUUUACCCAGAUUUACCACAGUGAAGGUAUUAAAGGGUUAUAUAGAGGUGUUGAUGCUGCAAUUUUGAGAACUGGUGCCGGUUCAGCUGCUCAGUUGCCCACUUAUUAUUUGACCAAGAGUUUUUUGUUGAAGCAUGGUUUAGUUAAAGAGAAUUCCUUCAGUUUGAAUUUCAUUUCCUCCAUCAUGGCAGGAUUGGGAGUUGCCAUUGUGAUGAACCCCUGGGAUGUUGUGUUGACAAGAAUGUACAAUCAAAAAGGUAAUUUAUAUAGUGGGCCAAUUGAUUGUUUCAAGAAAACUAUCGCAGCGGAAGGUGCCAUGGCAUUAUAUAAAGGAUUCUGGGCUCAGUUGUUUAGAAUUGGUCCUCAUACAAUUUUAACCUUAUUAUUUAUGGAACAAUGUAUGAAAGGAAUGGUCCUGAUUGAAAAGAAAUUAGGGUCUUUCAAAUAA
Candida dubliniensis CD36 is the source of this 1053-nucleotide messenger RNA. RefSeq names its product Oac1p (gene OAC1). Gene Ontology annotation, biological process: transmembrane transport. The transcript has a single exon. NCBI's taxonomy places the organism in Eukaryota, Fungi, Ascomycota, Pichiomycetes, Serinales, Debaryomycetaceae. The record is from RefSeq and is a predicted model, not a curated record. The coding region runs from base 1 to 1053 and encodes 350 amino acids.